AUGGUGUCGGGCACGCAGGCCAAGGCGGCCACGGGCUGCGGCCUCUUGCUCAUGGUCAUGGGCGGCGCCCUCAUCCCGGUCAUCGAGGCGCUGCUGCGCGACGCCGUGCGCAACGCCGUCGUCAUCGACAGCGACGACGAGUGGAAGGACGCCUACACGGGCCUGAGCAACGCCUACGACGCCUACGCGUGGAACUGCACGAACCUCGGCGCCGUGCUCGCGACCGGCGCGAAGCCGCGCUUCUCCGAGGUGAGCGUCGAGAUGACGUACGUCGAGGAGAACUGGGACCUCGAGUGGGUCGGCGGCUGCAGCGACAAGGACCCGGACAAGUGCACGAAGUUCAAGUACAAGUCCUGGUGGAACUACUACGCCCAGGACGACGCCGCGGACGCGCGGAUGGACCUCGAGGUCGUCGGCGUGAACCCCGUCUACCUGUCCGCGAUCGCCGACUUCGGCGGCACGGAGUCGAACCUCUUCUACGGCCUCUCCUACGUCGUCGUCCAGAACGUCUGGCUCAUCAUGGACGGCGUCGUCGCGACGGUGCGCUACCAGGGCGUGCCCACGUACCUCAACGCCGUCGCCUACGUCCUGAUGUCGUCCUACGGCGCGUUCUUCCCGGACUACGACGCGGUGGCGAACCAGUGGGGCACGCUCGGCGUCUUCUUCGGGUCGUCGCUCGCGGGCGUCGACCCGGCGAUCACGACCUGGGAGCUCGUCACGAACGCCGCGGACGCGAUCGCGCUCGAGGACGCGGAGGAGCUCUGGUCGACGACGUCCGCGUACUCCCUCGUCGCCGACGCGGCCUACCAGGCGACGUGGCUCGCGGCGCUCGGCGGCGACGCCGACGCGCUCGCGGGCUGCGAGGCCCACUUCGACAGCGGUACGGCGGCGACGGUGCUGACCUGGCUCGCGGCGCUCGUCGACAAGUCGAACCCGUACUACUUCGCGGCGAUCAUGCAGGGGCUGCCCCUCGACCCCGCCGCGGCGGCGCAGGUCUCCGAGUGGGACGACCUCGGCUACCUCCAGUUCGCCAACGGCACGGUGACCAAGGCCCUCUUCGGCGCGGACAGCGUGUUGCCGCUCGGCGCCGUCGACGGCCUCGUCGUCGUCCCGGAGUUCUCGGCCUACGCGGGCGUCGAGCUGACGCUCAACGAGUCCAAGGCCUUCUUCGACGUCUUCGGCGACGCGACGGCGUCGCUGGCGCUCGUCUACGGCCUCCUCGCCGCGCAGAGCGGCGACUUCUCGCUCUUCGUGGACCCGGCGUACCCGCCGACGGGCUUCUCCCUCGCGAACUACAUGACCUACGCGGUCUACCUCUACGACUACCUGCCCAAGACCCUGUUCCUGAAGGGUUUUGUUAUUGGCUACAUGCGCGACGCGGCGACCGUCGCGGCGGACCCGACGGCGGCGGACGCGGCGUCGCUCUACUUGAACGCGGACGGCACGGGCCAGUUCAACAGCGGCCUCUUCUGCCGCCGGACGCUCCGGGAGCUGCUCUUCGGGUACCACGACCAGAUCUUCAACCUCGUGCCCCCGGAGCUGAGCACGCGGGCGCUGGCGUACAACGGCGUGCUCGGAUUUCAGUACGAGUCCCUGGCCGCGCAGGCCGCGACGGACCCGGCGCCGCCGCUGACCUACGGCAAGCACAGCGGCGCCGACGACCUGGACAAGAUCUCGGGCUACUUCCUCUGGCGCGACGCGACGGAGAUGGUCGACCGCGCGGACAUCCCGAACAAGGACUCGUCCGAGUACUCGUGCGCGACGUACGCGCUCCAGGGCUUCGACAUGUACCCCUCCGGCUUCGAGUCCUGCGACAUCUUCAUCGACACGGUCGUCGACCCGUCGGCGGGCGAGAGCCACACGAACCGCGUGCCGCCCUUCAAGGAGGAGGACCGCGUCGACUCGUACACGCUCUGGAUCACGGAGGCGUUCCGCCACGUGACGAUAGAGUACGACGAGGACACGGAGGUGCGCGGCAUCGCCGCGCGCAAGUACGUCCUCGAGCCGACCCAGUUCUACACCGCGGACUGCGGCCUCGAGCCGGACCGGUGCAACGCCGACAACGCGCGGUACCGCAUGGACGCGACGCCGUCCUACGUCGUGCCCAUGGCCACGGCCCAGGGCGGCGCGCCCGUCGUCGUCGCCUUCCCGGCCCUCGGGCUCACGGAGGCUAUCUGGCGCGACCCUUUUGAUGGUUUGCCGGACUACGACGAGUCGAAGCACGGCACGUACAUCGUCAUCGAACCGCUCACGGGCGUCUUCAUCGCGGGCCACCAGCGCCUCCAGUACACCUGGAGCCUGAACAGCGGCGUGCUGGACUCGGGCAUCUGGUGGCACGUCUUCGACCGCACGGCGGCGACGAACGGCCAGCUCUACUGGCCCCAGGUCUGGCUCGACAAGAACGACAAGAUCUCGCCGGCGCAGGCGCGCAAGUUCCGCAAGUUCAUCUACGGCACGCGCACGCAGGCCCUCGCCUGGGCCAUCAUCAUCGGGGCGCUGGGCCUCGGCCUCUUCGGCGUCGGCUGCUACGGCCUCUUCGCCGGCGGCGCCAAGGUCGCGCCGGGGUGUUCCGGCAGCGGCCGGCGUCGCAGCGCCUCCGCCGCGCCGCUCGACACGAUGCCGUCGCGGCGCACGGUGCUCGUGUCCGUCGUCCUCGCGUUCCCGCUGCUGCUCGUGUUCCUGAACCUGCGCAAGGUGUUGCAGCAGACCUCCAGCCGCCAGCCCGCGCGGCUGCGGCGCGCCGGCGAGCAGCGCAACCGGACGCGCGCGACGCGCGACUUCGUCGCCGGCGUGCUGUCGACGCUCGGCGGCGACGCCGAGGACGACGGCGACGACGCCGUCGCGGAGUCGCUCGACGCCGUCGCCGCGGAGCGGCGCGGCGGCGCGGCGACGGAGCGAGCGUCGACGGACGUCGACGCCGCGGAGCGGCUCAUCUCGCGCCUCGAGGCGUCCGCGGACGUCGCGGAGCGGCUCGUCGCGGACCAGCAAUCCGGCGAGACGUCGCGCCACGCCGCGGCGGCCCUCGCCGUCGAGGCCGAGAAGCGCGAGAGCGAGAAGGUCGAGGUCGCCGCCACGGCGACGACGCGGCGCGAGGCGUCGCGGCACGCGGCCACGGAGCGGCCCAUCCCCGAGCUGACCGUGUGCGCGCACGUCGACACGUACUCGCGCGUCGCGCACGCGAAGAAGGGCGACCACGACCCGCUCGAGCACGGGAACGCGAGCCUCUGCGUCGCGCCGCUUAUCCAGCUCAAGGAGAAGCUCAAGGUGCGCCUGGUCCCCAAGGGCGAGUCCGGCGGGAAGCGCGCCUUCUUCCUCAUGACGCAGGGCCUGCGGCAGCACCCGAUGGUCGAGCUCGUGGGCGGGUCGCCGCGGUUCUGCGCGGAUCGCGGCUACCAGCUCGACAAGGCGUCGCCCUGCGAGAAGGACAUCGCGCAGAUCGGCGCGUACCAGGCCGAGGCCGACGUCGCCAUCAUGCUCAUGCCGGCGAACGACCCCAAGUUCUACAGCAGCGGCAAAAUCCUCGCGUACUCGCCGUACCGCUGGGGCAACAACAAGAAGCUCGCCGCGGACCCCGUGGCGAACGUGGGCACCGUCGCGGGCUACGAGACCAUCGCGCACGCCGACGAGAACCCGACGCUCUUCCGCUACGCGCCGCCCGUGCCCGCGAACCGCAUGAUCUUCGUCGACGAGGCGGACUGGUCGAGCUCGCACGGCCACGUCCGCGACGACGCGGCGUCGUACCUGGCCUACUUCAAGCGGUCCUGGGUCCAGAAGGACGGCAAGGCGUCGCCGGUGCGCGCGGCGGGCCAGCGGCACAAGAAGUCCAAGUCCUACUUCCCCAUGCCCUACUCGCUCGCCGACGAAUACGUCGACUCGGCGAAGCUCGGCGACGUCGUCGGCGAGCGGCCCAUCGACGUCGUCUGCACGCUCCGCGACACGCGCGGCGGCCGGGGCCGCGUCCUGCCCUGGCUCCGGGAGUACGCGAAGGCGAAGCAGCUGGAGAACUACCGCCUCGGCCAGCUCUCGUCCGCGGGGCGCACGGUCAUCGACGCGGGCUACCUGUCGACGAUGCGCCAGGCCAAGGUCGUCGUGACCUGCAACCCGACGGGCUGGGAGGGCGACUUCCGCUUGUUCGAGGCGCUGAGCUCGGGGGCGCUCGUCAUGGUCGACCGCAUGGGCACGCCGUACCACCACCCGUUGAUCGACGGCGAGCACGUCGUCUUCUACGACCACACGAACAAGACGGACCUGCUGGAGAAGCUGGACCACGCGCUCAAGCGGCCCCACUGGGCGCGCAAGGUCGGCGUCAAGGGCUACGCCCACGUGCUCCGGCACCACCGCGCGGUGUCGUGGGUCGACUACUUCCUGAGGACCGCGCACGCGAAGAUGCUCGCGGAGCGGGGCGUCGUCGCGGACUACGUGGAGACGGGCCAGGCCAUCCUCGCGCGCACGGAGCUCCCGGACGCCGACGGAUCCGUCAACCGCGACUUCGUCACGAAGCACGAGCACGGCGCGCUCCACUACGCCGCGGCCGAGUUGCUCGACGACGACACGCUCGCGCUCGCGGACAUUUAA
Messenger RNA from Aureococcus anophagefferens, 4575 nucleotides. RefSeq lists its product as hypothetical. Lineage: Eukaryota; Pelagophyceae; Pelagomonadales; Pelagomonadaceae. Gene Ontology annotation, cellular component: cytoplasm; membrane. Gene Ontology annotation, molecular function: scavenger receptor activity. The record is from RefSeq and is a predicted model, not a curated record. The transcript has 2 exons. Bases 1 to 4575 code for a protein of 1524 amino acids.